Molecule: messenger RNA, 920 nt
Organism: Trichechus manatus latirostris (Florida manatee)
Lineage: Eukaryota; Metazoa; Chordata; Mammalia; Sirenia; Trichechidae
Gene: DPPA2
Product: developmental pluripotency associated 2
Exons: 7
Biological process (GO): system development
Cellular component (GO): nucleus
Molecular function (GO): chromatin binding
Source: RefSeq, a predicted model, not a curated record
AUGGCGUCCUCAAAUUACGAGAGCUGCGAAAAGAAUGUCUUUGAGCCGGAAUUAGAUGAGGACAGUCUGAUUAUCACAUUGGUUCCAGUGAAAGAGGAACCUAACCAAGAGCAUCAAAUAGAACCAAGUGUUUCUUCAACGGCAGAGGUCAAACUGAAAAAGCCUAGGAAAAACGAUAAAGUUCACCUUCCUCAAAUGAAUGAACAAUUCAGAGCUAGCUCAAAACCUAGUUAGAAAACACCAAACCUUCCUUUGCCGGCCAUUUUGCCUCCAGUUAGUGAGGUACAUCGGGACACUUUGCGGAACUGGUGCCAGCAAAUUAAUUUGAGUACCCACGGCCAGAAAAUAGAUAUUUAUCUGAGGCUGCAGAAACAUGCUUACCCUGAGCAGAAACAGGAUGUUCCUGACACACCAUGGGAGGCCAAGGUGCAGCCAUGUUCCAGGAAGCACACUAUGGUGACAAAGAGAGCAAGGCUUGAGGAAAGCUGUAAGACUAGGGAGAGAGAAGAAGUAAUGAAUAUAGUUGAAGUGGUCUCUUCAGCUCAGGAGGCCACAUUGGCCUCCUGGGCAAGAAUUUCUUCCAGAGCACUUCAGCCUAAGGCUGUGAAUUCAUGUCGCAUUCCAACUUCAGCUGAGACUUUUUUGCUGCAAGCCUCUGGCGGCAGAUGGUGUGUGGUCCAUGGCAGAGUCCUCCCCGCGGAAACAGAGGGCUGGGUUCGCCUGCAGUUCCAUGCAGGUCAAGCCUGGGUGCCGGACACCCCCAGGAGGAUGAUCUCUCUCUUCCUGUUACCAGCUUGCGUUUUCCCAUCCCCAGACCUAGAAGAUAAUAUGUUGUGUCCUGAAUGUGCUAAGAGGAAUAAGAAGUUGAUGAAAAGAUUAAUUACAUUGGAGAAGGCGAAGUAGCCUGGUGCGAACACACC